GGAAAAUUUGACAUAACUUCAUUUUAUAAUAUAUAUGCACUUUUUAUAAACUUCAAAUCGUCACUAAAUGUCAAUUUGUAUAAGUCGCACGAAAAAUACAAAGUAAGUGCGAUGGAAACUAUCAAAAAAGCAGCAAAAUGUGGCAAAGGAAACAAAGAAAAAUCAGACACAUUAAAAUCACAAGGUCAAAAUAUAUUAUGGGAAAAUAUUUGCGACGAAUAUUUACAAAUGAAAAACCUAAUUUUAGAGUACAUUAAAGAAAAGGAUAAUCAACCCAAAAUAUCAUACAGUCCCACCGUGCAAUUUAUGGUGGACAACGUGUUCCCAGUAUUAAAACCAGCCAUGAAAGUAAUGUUGGAAAAGGCAGUGGAAAAUGAUAGUUGUUACAUUCCGAAAACCGUUUUUGACGGUGUCGAUUUUCUCUGCGAGUAUUUGUAUUACGAAAAUCCCAAUCAUCCAGAGAGAAAAGAAAAUAUCGUUCCUUUACACGAAUUGGAGUGGGUGAAAAAGUCGUUAAAGGAAAGUCCUAGGCCUUUUUACCCAAAGCAUCGAAUUUGGAAAAAGGAAUAUGGUGCCCUUAUAAUCCAGUGUUGGUUCAGGGGUCAUACUGUGCGAUCUCGCCCUGAAGUUCAAGAAGUCCGGCAAUUUUGGAGAACUUUAGAAAAACCGUUGGUGGUUGAUGAAACAGAAAUUCCGGAAUCAAUUACUGAAACUGGUUUAAACGAAAGUCUCUGAUAAGAUGACAAAAUUAUAAUUAACAUUUGAAUUUGUUUAUGAUUUAAUAAAGUAUUCUGUGUUUGAGUAGUAA
Molecule: messenger RNA, 808 nt
Organism: Aethina tumida (small hive beetle)
Lineage: Eukaryota; Metazoa; Arthropoda; Insecta; Coleoptera; Nitidulidae
Product: IQ domain-containing protein K
Exons: 4
Coding region: 112-735 (207 amino acids)
Source: RefSeq, a predicted model, not a curated record